CUGAGGCGACACUCCACCAACAAAUUGGUAAAUGACUCCACUCGAACGCGUAUCCGUUCAAUCUACUUAAGACAAGAAGAUUCUCCAGUCUGCCGUCUAACCUGAGGCAUAUUGGUGACCUAAAUCACGAGGAACAUCAUAAACGAAGAAAGUUCCGGACAAUGGGGCAAGCAACAAGGGUUUAAAUCUAUUCUCAGAAAUAUUAAUGUCAAUCGGCCGACAAUAUGAGAAAAAACAAACUUCGAAUAUAUAAAUCUCCGUAAGUCAAUAUUCAGCUCAAUAAUGAACGGAAUAAGCGUCGCAGCGGAGAAACCUCCUGGGGAAACCAAGGAAGAGAAGAAGAGGAUAAGUGUCAAAGACAAGUUAAUGCAGAUAAGAUCCAAUAUAACAGUGGAACCGAUUAUCGCGUGCUACAUAAUGUCCAAUGUGUUUUCCGGAUUGGCCAUUCAGAACUUAAAUUUGGAAAAAGCUUGCAGGGUGAAUUUAGGUUACAGUGAUGAAGUUUGUUCAGCAUUAAAUAGACGGCAGACUGAGAACUACACGAUGGAAGAAUCGGAGGUGCAGAAACUGACAGCGUCUGUGCAGGCGUGGAAGAAUAUUGUGCAGACACUAUUUCCCUGCAUACUUGUGCUAUUUGUUGGUUCCUGGAGUGAUAAGACGGGGAAAAGGAAAGCUUGCAUCCUCUUGCCGAUCGUCGGCGAAGUGCUGUGUGUGACAAGUUUUAUGUUAAACACAUACUUCUUCUACGAAUUACCUCUGGAGAUCACGGCCCUCUCCGAUUUGUUUCCGUCGCUGACCGGCGGGUGGAUAACUGUUUGCGUUGGUGUAUUCAGCUACAUUGGUGACGUGACCACAAAAGAAAUGAGGACAUUUAGAGUGGGAGUGGCUAACUUAUGUAUGUCGUUGGGUAUUCCCCUAGGAAUGUCACUGAGUGGGAUCCUAUUGCAGCAGAUCGGGUAUUACGGGAUCUUCUUCAUAUCCAACUGUUUGUAUUUCACCAGUUUCAUCUAUGGAUACAUACGGCUCAAGGAUCCAAUUAUUGCCGAAGAUAGGCAGCGAGAGCAGCCGGUCGGAUGUCGAGGCUGGGUGUGCUCGUUCUUCGACGCGCGGCACGUCCGGGAGACCCUGACGGUCGCCUUCAGAAGCGGGCCCCGGAGGCGGCGUCUUCGGGUCUCACUGCUCAUAGUCGUCGUGUGUGUUAUAUUCGGACCUUUACAUGGUGAAAUGAACGUGCUUUACCUGUUCAUGAGAUACCGGUUCAACUGGGACGAGGUGCAGUUCAGCAUGUUUUGUACAUAUAGCAUUAUCACCAACUUAGUGGGAACGCUGUUCUCUAUCAGCAUCUUCAGCGACUUCAUGAAGCUUGACGACACAAUCGUGGGCAUCAUCUCCUGCACCAGCAAGAUCUUGGCGUCCUUCAUAUUCGCAUUUGCCACGACUACUACUGAAAUUUACAUCGCGCCUCUGGUGGAGAUAUUCAAUGGAACUUCCUUCAUCGCGAUGCGUUCCAUCGCAUCCAAAUUGGUGACAAGCGAAGAAUUGGGUAAAGUGAACUCUCUGUUCGGGUUGGCUGAGGCAAUGAUGCCUUUGGUCUACGGCCCGUUGUACUCCAGAGUCUACAUGGCCACCCUGAAUGUUCUUCCCGGCGCAGUCUUCCUUCUGGGAGCCGCUAUGACUGUCCCGGCGGUAGCAAUCUUUGGCGUACUAGGUAUGUUGGCAGCACAGAACCUGAAUCUAGACAAAGCCUGCAGAGUUAAUUUGCAAUUUGGUGAUGCGGUGUGCGGAGAUUUGCGUUUGCGGAAGCGCGCAAAUCACACAUUCGAAGAGGAUGAAGUGCAGAAGUUAAUAGCGUCUGUGCAAGCUUGGAAAAGUGUGAUCCACACAGUAAUUCCCACCAUAUUAAUGUUAUUUAUCGGAGGUUGGAGCGACAAGACUGGACGCCGGAAAAUCUGUAUGACCAUACCGAUCCUUGGGGAGUUUAUCACCUGUAUGCUUAACAUUGCGAACACGUAUUUCUUUUAUGAAGUCCCAGUAGAGUGGACUGUGUUCAUGGAGGUCAUAUUCCCAUCGCUCACUGGAGGAUGGUACACAAUUAUACUCGGCACAUAUAGUUAUUUGAGUGACAUCACUUCCAAGGAAAUGAGGACGUUUAGGCUAGGGAUGUUGAGUCUGUGUAUGACAGUUGGUUUUCCUAUAGGUAUGGGACUGAGUGGGGUGCUUUUGAAAUACAUGGGUUUUUAUUGGGUGUUCGCAGUGGCGGGUAUGUUUCAUGUAUUUAACCUCCUUUACGUGACUUUCGCCAUUAAGGAUCAUACGUGGCUGCAGACCAAACCAAAGGAGAAGAAAGCUUGUUGCACUGGCUUUCUCGUCGAGUUCUUCGACUUUCGGAGUAUAAAGGACACAUUUCACAUUGCGUUCAAAAAAGGCUCCAACAACAGACGCUUAAGGAUAUGUCUGAUUAUGAUUGUGGUGUGCCUGAACUAUGGACCUUUCUGGGGUGAAAUGAGUAUAAUGUAUAUUUUUGCGCGAUACCGUUUUAACUGGAACGAAGUGAAGUACAGUAUAUAUUCAACGUACAGUCUCGUCACACAUGCUGUCGGUACCAUGUUCUCCAUAAGCAUGUUCAGUAAGAAGUUAAAACUCGAUGAUGCUAUACUCGGGGUGAUCGCGACCACCAGCAAGAUAGCUGGAUCCUUAGUUCUAGCAUUUGCAAGAAAUAACACCGAAGUGUAUAUGGCUCCGCUCGCGCAAAUAUUAGACGGCACUACAACCAUAGCUCUGCGCUCCAUCGCCUCGAAGUUGGUUUCACACCAAGAACUAGGUAAAGUGUUUUCUCUGUUCGGGCUGGCGGAGACGAUGAUGCCUCUGAUAUUUUCUCCGCUGUAUUCCCGCACCUACAUCAUGACGCUACACAUACUGCCUGGAGCAGUUUUCCUACUCAGCGUCACAGCGACCAUACCCGCUGUCGGAAUAUUCAUAUGGUUCUACAGCCGCCACAAGAAAGACGCUCGUGAGAAAACAUUAAAUAUAACUUAUAUUCCAACCGCACCCUCAGAUGCUGCAUAAGACCAGAUACAUGAUAAAGUAGUCGAAAUUAGCAUCAAAUGGGUGUGUUAAUGAAGUAAAUCUAAGAGAGAGAGGAAGAUUAAAAGAGAGGGAAGAUAAAUAGAGUUAGCCGCCUGGGGCACGUGGCAGAUGUGAACAUUUAAGUUAAUAUUACAAUUUAUAAUUAUUCAAAUGCAAAGAAAGCAUAAAGUAACUAAUAAAAAAGAAAUCGCUCGUUGUACGGAGUCCACGUUAGUAAACUGUGUUAUACGCUCCUCACAAAAGGGUGUCGAGAGCGGUGAUAUUCUUCUGGGUUAUCUAUUUCUUCAGAUUAUAAAUAAAAAAAAGACAAUUCAUCAUAGAUAGAGAUCUGUAUUUUGAUGUAAUCAAUUCACUGGUUUGACUAGAAGACAUUAAUUUUACAAUAGUUCCAACAGGAUACUUAUCACUAAUAUCAUUUAUAUCAGCGAUAAUUUUUCACAGAUGUUUAUGUAUGUAUAUAUUAUGGAAUAAAGGUAAUAUUUUGCAACCAAGUCGCCGAUAAAUAAAUUCACACGUCAGCAACUUUACUUUUUUUCUAAUGUACACCGGCGCGAAGUCUUUGCGGGACGCUAGUGAUGGCAUAAAAGAGCGUUGAAUGCCGAUAACCGCAUAGUAAUAUUUACAAUAGUGUUUUUACCGUCAGUAAAGUAAGAAUAAAAAUGAAACAUCAUUAUAAAUUAGUUAAUUAAAUCAAACAAAAUACGCAGUUAUGUCUUCAUAUAUACUUAGUUUUUUUUCCUUAUUUUAUCCCAAAUUUUAAUUAUUAACUAAGAAAAGCUUACUUUAAAUUUUCGUUAGUACUUUUUUUUCUAUCCAAAAAAAUUUACUGAAUUGCGUGAAACGGGCAAAAAUUAGGGACGUCAGAAAUACGUUAAAAAUAACAUCUCUUUUUUUUGGUUUAAGAUAUAUAUAGAUUAUUAAUAGUUUAAGCUCUUUUAACCUCACUAAGCAGCACUCAGCCCCUAAAGGGUAAUGGGUUAUUUGGCAUUUCAAACUCUGUAUCUUCUAAGAAAAAUGGACCUAAUUUCACUCGUUUUAGAGUCGCAAGUACUUCUGAUUUUAAUUUAACAAAUGUUCCGUCAAAAGUCCAAGCUAAAGAACUGAAGGUCAAUUUUAGCUUUGAUUGAACAACAAGUAAGAUCCAUUUUAAUACGAUGUUCAAGUUUUCCAUACUCGAAAAUGACUCCUCGAUUGCGAACAAGUAUAUCUUGUACUAACGUUCCAUACACCUGCAGCAUGGCACUUUAAUGAAGGCCUAAACUGUAAAUUGAUACAGCCUUAGAUGGAAAUAUAGUAGUAUCAGUUGAGAUAAAGCACUAACUUUUAAUCGAGUUAAAAAUAUGUGAAAUUUCAAGCUCCAAUCUGCCGGCUGAUCAAUUAUUUAUUUGUGCUAAAUGAAUAAAAUCUGUCAGUUGAGAGUGAACGCUGUAAUGCAUUUAAUUUAUGCGCUAUGAAUUCUUUACAGUCCACUUUUAUGCAUUAUAUGUUAUUCACGUAAUCAAAAUAUGUGCGGUACUGCAAUCAAUAUCAGUGAUUUGUGACUAGCCGAUGUCUAUGAAUUUGUCCGCGAGGAAUUACUGGUGUCCCUAAAUUGAGACUGAGACCUGAUUUCACCGUUCGCUUUGAAAACCAAGUAUAAUAUUUUACGUUUUGCUAUUACGUUCAAAUUUCACAGAAGGUUUAACAACUGAUGCCUAAACUAAAUGUUCUCAUAUUAAUUUUAUUUUAUAGACUGUUGGGAAUUGAUUGUGAUUUCACUGUACCAUACUCGUAUAUAUAGGAAGCGGGGAUAGCGCAUUGGGCUCGGCUUCACUUUCGGGGAGCCGAGUUAGUGCGUUAUGUCGGUUUUAAAUAAUUAAAAUAUCACUUGCUUCAACG
Molecule: messenger RNA, 4965 nt
Organism: Pararge aegeria (speckled wood butterfly)
Lineage: Eukaryota; Metazoa; Arthropoda; Insecta; Lepidoptera; Nymphalidae
Exons: 13
Coding region: 283-3066 (927 amino acids)
Biological process (GO): transmembrane transport
Cellular component (GO): membrane
Molecular function (GO): transmembrane transporter activity
Source: RefSeq, a predicted model, not a curated record